Molecule: messenger RNA, 3976 nt
Organism: Micropterus salmoides (largemouth bass)
Lineage: Eukaryota; Metazoa; Chordata; Actinopteri; Centrarchiformes; Centrarchidae
Gene: apold1b
Product: apolipoprotein L6
Exons: 12
Coding region: 276-1733 (485 amino acids)
Biological process (GO): lipoprotein metabolic process; lipid transport
Cellular component (GO): membrane; extracellular region
Molecular function (GO): lipid binding
Source: RefSeq, a predicted model, not a curated record
GGCGCUAUUUUCUCACUCCGCAUGCAAACCUUUGGUGUGUGUUUAGUAGGCUACUCGUACGUUGUUCGCCUUCAAAUCUAACUUUAAACCCUUCCCUGAAAUCAGAGCCAGAGUUUUAUAGUCAGUAACGCUGACGCCCGCCCUCAGUUUUUGCCAGACCACCCUGACGUCUCUUCACAAUGAAGGGGAACUGAAGGACUGUGUCAACUUUCAAAGUCGUUCACCUUUCUGUUGUUGCUUCACCAGCCAGUGUUUUUCAUGCGGCCACACUGAGCAUGAAUAUGUUCAAAAGCGAUGAAGGCUCAACAGCACCACCUCCAGUGGGGGUCCCACCUAGACCCAGCAAUGAGGCCCCCUCCAUAGUCAGCAAAGCUCCUUCCUCUGGAUCACUAGAAGAAGGACCAAACUCCACACAGAAACCUUGGAUGCUGAAAGGAGUCUUGCAGAAGGUCAACCCCUUCAGGUUUACCUCCCUGGUGCCAAAGAGCGAUCUUCAAAAUGAUUCUGCAGGUCCACCAGAAACAGGGAAAGAACUUAAAGACACACAGAACUCAGGGAUGAUUGCAGGGAUGAUGCAGAAAGUCAACCCAUUUAAAUCCUCACAGCCAAAGGAUACUGGGCCUCUGCACAGUGACCUCUCCUUCAGCAAUGGAAGCUUAGCAGACAGUAACAACUUGCCAGAGAAGCAGGAAGCAAUGGAAGUUGAGAUGCUAGAGAUGGCUGAAGUACCAGUUCCCAGCAAAGGAACAGUCCUGGACCCUCUAGAUGAUGAGGAAGGCCUUUUAGCGUGGUGGAGAACCGUAGAGGACUGGGAUGAGUGGACUGAGGCAAACCAGAAUGAUGAAGAAGUGGUGGAACAGGUCGCUGAUCGUGUCUUCAUGGCGGCUCGUCUUUUUGUUCACUUUUUCAACCAGCGUGGCGUCUCACUCCAGCAGCGUAUCCUGGAGCUGCUCGAUCUGGCUGAUACAGCUGACAUUUUCCAUAAGAAAACAGUCACAACCAGUGUCGGUGGUGGAGUGGCCAGUGUUGCAGGAUCCAUCACUACGAUCACCGGCCUCAUUCUGGCGCCCUUCACUGCAGGAACGUCGCUCAUCGUUACAGCUGUAGGCAUUGGUAUAGCUACGGCAGGUGGGGUGGCAUCUGCUUCAGCCAACAUCACAGACACAGUCCAUUCAAAAAUGGACCGCAAGAAGGUGGAGAAGAUGAUCCAAGACUACCAGGAGGAGAUGAAGGACAUCAAGGAGUGCCUGGAGUUUUUGCAGGAAGGGAUGGAGACACUUGAGGAAUGGAACUUUGAGAAGUACGCUGAGAGCAUCUCAAAGAAGCACCUCAACCAGAAUGUCAAACAUGUAAUGAAGGAGGGCGGCCGGGCGGGCAAGGCUUUAGUGAUCAACACCGAGAGCCUGAUUAGUACCAUUCAGGUACUCAAUGUUGCAGGUGGUGCUGCCAAAGCCGCCCAGGUAAUGAGUGUUACCACUGGACUUAUGUCAGGUCUCUUCCUGGCUCUUGAUGUCUUUUUCCUGGCGAAGGAUUCCAUGGAACUCAAAAAGGGCGCAAAGACAGAGUUUGCUGCUAAGAUCCGAGAAGUUUGCAAGGACCUGCAGAAUGGGCUGCUGGAACUGAACCGCAUCAAGGAGCAGGUGCAGAAAACCAUGGAUGGUAUAGAGGUGGAGGUAGAGGAGGGGGAGCUGUUGAAGUCUGAUCUGAAGAAACUUGUUGAGCUUAAAAAAUGAAGGAUACUGGGGUUAUGAAACAAAACCAAAGCCUCACUUUCUCAAUCCUAAUCCCAGAAACUAGUUUCAGCAUAAGUGGCAUUGUAGUUUAGAAUCAAUUAAUUAUAACUUUUUCUUUCAAUAUUUCUAUUUUGUAGUCAUAUUAAAUAUUUAUAUUUAGCCAUUUUAAUCUGCUGUCUCAGUUGUGAAAGGCAGUCAUACCCAACAGACCAAUAGGGAGGAAGGAAAGCAUUUUUGCUUACUCAUACAAUAAUAAAGCAUUGGAUUAAGCAUAGAACUCAGGCGUGGAUGAGGCGUGAUCACCUUGUGCUCAGUGUGUGAUGCACUGGUGUGCGCAUGAAGAACAAUAAACAAGAUGACAAGCCCGUCUGUCUGGCUUCACUUGAAUUCCUCUGUGCUCAUCACCAUUUCAGCAUGAAGCAUGCACCAGGUGGGCAAAAAAGGCACCACACACCUGUUGUGGAUUAUUCUGAAUGAGGUGUAACUCAGUGAGAUCACGAUGAAGACAUUACUUUACACAAACCCAACACACUGAACAAAUGAAUUAAGUUGUGCCAACAUUCACAUUUAUUAAAGUCUAUCUUAAAACAAUACUUAAUUACCCACAUGUACAUUGAACCGGUGCUGGAAUGUAACUAAGUACAUCUCAGAGACAAAUAUUGUAGUUUCUAUUCCACUACAUUUGUCUGAUGUGCUUUAAUUACUACUUACUUUUUACAUUACAAUCUUUCAUACCUUUCCUGUCCAGUGAAAACCAUGUAUCUCCAAAUAUGAUGAUUUGGAAUUAGAAAUUGAAUGAAGUGUUGCUUUAAGGGUUGAUCCUACUUCUUAAUCUAAAUAAUUUUUUUUUACUGACUUUAGAUCAGCUGGCAUCAGGGCUGUUUUUCUGAGUUUCUGAAAAAUUGACUUUAGAGAUGAUGUGGUUCUCAAAGGACAGCGAUGCUGCAAACAAAUGAUGACCUUACAGAAUAUGAUGCAUUACUGUAUUGCUGUGUUACAGAGUUAAAACAUCCACAGCAGUAAAAAGCAACAUACACAUGCAUGCACGCAGGAAUAUUAAUCCUGUUGCAUAAUUUUUUAAAUUAUGGAUUAUACUUCACAUCCUCUGCCCGAACUACUGGUCAGACAACAAAGUAUCUUCAGUCAGAGACUCCUUUAGCUUAUCAGUAAUAACGACCGUUACAACAAGUCAUUCCUCUUAACCUCCAUCAUUCUUGUUUGCCACAUACCUCGUGUGUUUUAUGUAAAUUGUUUGUUUUAGUUAUGUAAACUGAUGCUAAGUAUGACACUGUAUUAUUAAUCCGAAAACAUCGUAUUGGUAAAGCACUGACAGGAACUGUCACUAUGAGUACUUUUACUUUUGGUACUUUUAAGUACAUUUUGCUGAUAAUGCUUACAUUCUUUUACUUAAGUAAGGUUUUGAUUGCAGGACUUUUACGUAGUAGUGGAGCAUUUUCUCUGUGUGAUAUUACUAUUUUUACUUACUAAGUAAAAUAUCUGAAUACUUUUUAAACUAUUGUUAAAACUGGAAACAAUACUUCCCCAAACUACUUUUUUCCCCCUAAGACCUGGGACCGGUUUUCCCAGCCUAUACAUUUCAUUUACAUUUAUUCAUUUAAAUGACGCUUUUAUCCAAAGUGACUUACAAUUUCUAUUUAUGUCAGAGGUUGCACACCAGAGCAGCUCGGGGAUAAGUGUCUUGCUCAGGGACACAUUGGUCUCUCACACCAAAGGCAUGUGUCUUAUCCACUGCUCAUCUCCACCGCAACCCGAGUACACUAUAAAAGCUAGUUAACCUGUUACUCAUGGUCAUGCCAUCCAUUUGACGACAGCAGUCUUAAUCUCUUUUGUUCUCUAUACACUACCACAUUACAUCAUCCCUCUUUACACUACUGAUUCCACUGACGCCUAAACAUACCACACCUGAUGUCCACUUAUGUAUUUGAUUAACUUCCUUGUCUUAAAUAAAGUACUUUAGAUUUCACUGUUGAAAUGGUGAUUAUCCCACAUUUGUCAUGGCGCAAGAGUCCUAUGCAUGUCUAAUUUUUGAAUUGAUGGUUAUAAGUUAGUGGCUACUUGCUACAACACAAUUUGACCCUCAGGGAUUAUGGCGAAUCUACUGUGACCUCUAAACCCUCACUCUCCAGAGGGCCAGUGCACUGUGAAAAUACAGCGCCUGUUUCUGUCCUUCCUUUCAUAAUAAACCUUUACUAGCUUCAAUAAAAUCCCUGAAUUUGAUCAUA